AUGCAGACAUGCAUUUCUCGUCAUCACACGUCAAAGCUGACGUUGAUAGGCACGUGUGUGGGCGCGAAGGUGGCCAAGGCUGUGCUGAUGUCCGCCGCGGCUGGGAAGCUGACGCCGGAGAUUGUGGGCGAGGCGCUCAUAUCUUCGUCGACGAUUCGCGGACACGUGCAGCGAGAGGCGAUGCGACUACUCGUCGUUCGCGUCUCCAUGCGUACACCGCGCCAGCUGCAGUGGCUGCUGCAUAUCAUCGGCGACUGCGCCGGAGGCCUUUCCGCCACCGAUGCGCUGAGUUCUCUAGCGAAGCGCUCCCUCUUUUACCAAGUCACCUCGUUUGGCCUGCACGGCUCGGCGGCCUCGGCGAUAACCACGGCCGCGCUACAGGUCGGUAUCACCACAUGCACCCUUCUCACCAGCAAUGCCGCCUUCUGGCGUGACCGGGACAGCCGCAUGUCACUUCGGCAAUACCGCUACGAGCUUCUCACUUCUCUCUACACAAGUGUCGGCACCGUUGCCGGCGGUGCCGUAGGAGCGGCGCUGGGGUCAAUGGUGAUACCAGGCAUUGGGACUGCGUUUGGAUCUGUGCUCUGCUCCGUUGGCGGUGGCUACGUGCCAGGUUAUCUGCGAGACAAGAAGGGCCCAGACGACCGGCGUCGUCAGCAGGCGGUGUCGCUUCGUCGCUUCAUCCCACUUCAGAUGCGCGACGCGUCGGAGGACACCGUGCUCAUGUCUGUGGAGGAGCUUACCGAGACACCGCCCAUCGCACCAGAAACGACGGCGGUGCAACAGCUCCAGGACCACAGUAGUACCGGCGCGGGAAAUGACGGCGCAUCGAAGGCCACAGUGGUGGAUGCUGAAGAGGGUGGCGUGGAGGAGGAGGAGGAGGACGAGGUAGUAUGGCUAGACUUUGUCCGCUCCAAGACACCUGCUACCAUUGUGCCAACGGAGCCGUCCACGGAUACCGCGGCGCAUGCUGAUGGAGAGGACGGCAACCAAACGGCGCUCAUGCGCAGCUGCCUGCGGUUUAGCCCAUCGCUGGCGGUUCUUUCACAGAGGGGGAGCAUUCGCGCUGGCUGUGACGGUUCGAUGCACUCCCGCGGAGCCUCGUCUUAUGAAAGAGACGCCUCUGGUGCUGAGACCUCCACGAUUGUCUCUCUCUCCUCCGGUCGCUCGUUGUGCAGCGACGCAGCUGAUGCUGUGACUGCAACCACGGCUGCCGAGCGCUUCGAGGGUCGCGCGAGGUACGUGACGGCGUCAGGGGUGGAGGAGCUCCAACAAGAGCUGGAGAAGUACGGUGGGGAAAACGACGUGCUGUUUUUGUUUGCGUAG
Leishmania braziliensis MHOM/BR/75/M2904 is the source of this 1326-nucleotide messenger RNA. RefSeq lists its product as hypothetical. The transcript has a single exon. The record is from RefSeq and is a predicted model, not a curated record. NCBI's taxonomy places the organism in Eukaryota, Euglenozoa, Kinetoplastea, Trypanosomatida, Trypanosomatidae. The coding region runs from base 1 to 1326 and encodes 441 amino acids.